Charadrius vociferus (killdeer) is the source of this 900-nucleotide messenger RNA. RefSeq names its product phosphoglycerate mutase family member 5 (gene PGAM5). Lineage: Eukaryota; Metazoa; Chordata; Aves; Charadriiformes; Charadriidae. Gene Ontology annotation, biological process: positive regulation of mitochondrial fission. The transcript has 7 exons. Gene Ontology annotation, cellular component: mitochondrion. Bases 1 to 732 code for a protein of 243 amino acids. The record is from RefSeq and is a predicted model, not a curated record.
AUGCGGGGCUGCAGUCCUGAGGUUAUCAAGACAGUACCACUGCUGAUCUACAGACGUGAACCACUGGCUCUUAUCAACAUCAAAAAGAAAAAUGAAGAAACUGGGGAAGAAGAACUUGCCUCACGCUUAGAUCACUGCAAAGCAAAAGCCACCAGGCACAUAUUCCUUAUCCGUCAUUCUCAAUAUAAUUUGGAUGGCCGGGCUGAUAAAGACAGAACUCUGACCCCACUUGGUCGAGAGCAGGCUGAACUGACUGGACACAGGCUGGCAAGCUUGGGAUUAAAAUUUGAUCAGAUUAUCCACUCCUCCAUGACCAGAGCAACUGAAACAACUGAAAUUAUAAGCAAACAUCUCCCAGGAGUCAAAAAAAUAAGUACUGAUCUGCUGAGAGAGGGAGCACCUAUAGAACCAGACCCUCCAGUCUCUCACUGGAAACCUGAAGCUGUGCAGUAUUAUGAAGAUGGAGCUCGAAUUGAGGCUGCUUUUCGAAACUUCAUUCAUAGAGCUGAUGCAAAGCAGGAAGAAGACAGCUACGAAAUCUUUGUCUGCCAUGCCAACGUCAUCCGCUAUAUUGUGUGCAGAGCAUUGCAGUUCCCUCCUGAAGGCUGGCUACGAAUGUCUCUUAACAACGGCAGUAUAACUCACUUGGUGAUACGUCCAAAUGGAAGGGUGGCGCUUCGAACACUGGGUGACACAGGUUUCAUGCCUCCAGAUAAAAUCACGCGCACCUGAAUGAGCAAAACUGACGGCUGUCCAGGAGCUGCCUCUAGUCUCUUUGCACUAGUACAUUCAGCUACAGUACCACUAGAUUUUUAUUGGUUAUGUUGGGGUGUGAUGCUGUCUUAAAAAUGUCCUUUAGCCCCUUGCCUCCUUCAUACGUAUUCAUAUCUGCCUUUCAGU